Argiope bruennichi is the source of this 1528-nucleotide messenger RNA. RefSeq names its product SEC14-like protein 2. The transcript has 13 exons. Lineage: Eukaryota; Metazoa; Arthropoda; Arachnida; Araneae; Araneidae. Gene Ontology annotation, cellular component: cytoplasm. Bases 199 to 1386 code for a protein of 395 amino acids. The record is from RefSeq and is a predicted model, not a curated record.
GACUGCUCGUGCGACGCUGAUGGUCAGAUACCUAGUAAUAUAGCGAUAAGUACCGAGUGUAUAAAGUGUUUGACUUCAGGACAUUGUGUCCACUUAUCUCUGUAGAGCUCUUCGAAUGACUGUGCUUGCAAAAGCAUUACUUUGAAGAUUAUUGCAGUACCACUUGCUACUGAAGAGUGAUCUUAUAGUGAAUCCACCAUGACUUGGCAAGAGAAUAUUAGUGCAGAGGAGGCACGUUGCAUGGAAGAGUUGAAAAAUAGGUUGAAGAAUGAUUUAACACCAGCUUUGUUGGAUGACGAAACUUUGUUUUACCGUUUCUCGAAAGCUCGAGAUUUCGUGAUUGCUGAUGCUGAAGCUAUGCUUAGAAAGCAUAUCUUUUGGAGAGAACAAUACAAUGUGGAUAGAAUACUGGUUGAACACAAGCCAUCAGAAGUUAUUAAGAAAUAUGUACCAUUCUAUUUUGUAUGCUAUGAUAAAGAAGGCAGUCCUGUUCUGUACAUUGACUUUGGUAACGCAGAUAUAAAAGGAAUUUUCAAUUCUAUUAAGCCAAUCGAAAUCUUAAGCCACUGUGUCUUCACUUUAGAAGGGCUCACGGAGAAAUGCAGAGCACAAACUGCAAAGUUAGGAAGACCAGUAACAAAGGCUUGUUUCAUAUUUAACUUCGAAAACCUGACCUUUGCAAAUGCAACGAACAAAAAAAUGUUGGAGACCGCACUUUUUUUCGCCAAAAUGUUCCAGGAUAAUUAUCCAGAGAGAAUCAAAUCCAUCUAUUUCAUUAACACAUCCCUUUAUUUUACCCUGGCCUUCAAUGUGAUAAAGCAUGUCUUAGCAUCUGUAGUUUUAAGUAAAAUUCGAUGUUACAGCCCAGACGACGAUUGGCGAGGCGCUCUUCUUGAAAAAAUAGAUGCGGAGUUAUUACCUGCUUUUCUUGGCGGAACUCGCACCGACCCUGAUGGAAAUCCUUUAUGCCACUCAAUAAUCCCUCCUACUAAAAAAGUGCCGGAAACCUUCUACCUGACAAACUCGGCGAAGAAACUCUCUCGUUCGAAAGACGUGAAAAAAAUGACCGUGACUCGCCUCUCCAAGGAGACGUGGAGUUAUGAAGUGACGGAGCCAGGCUCCUACCUUGAAUGGGAAUUCGAAACCAAGAAUAAGGAUAUCGGGUUCGCCGUCCUCUACAAGCCGAACACUGACUGCAAGUCCAGUGAAUUGUUGCCUAAGACGAGGAUAGACACUUGCUAUGAGCCGGAGAAGGGUUUCCUCAGAUGUGACAAACCAGGAACAUACAUCUGUGUAUUCGACAAUUCGUACAGCUGGAUCUACUCUAAGGAACUCUACUUCAGGAUUAAAGUAAAAUCCCCACAGGAGGUAGACAGCUGCACAUGACCCUUUUUUCAUUUUUUGGAGAUCAUUUCGUAAUAAAUAUCUGCUGUAACCCAACGAAUGAAUUUGUAAAUAUGACUUUGUUGUAACCUAAUCGAUCAUGUCAAUGAUUUUCUUUGUUUAAAUAAAAGUACGUUUUGAUAGA